Solanum dulcamara is the source of this 1005-nucleotide messenger RNA. RefSeq lists its product as uncharacterized. Bases 1 to 1005 code for a protein of 334 amino acids. The record is from RefSeq and is a predicted model, not a curated record. The transcript has 4 exons. Gene Ontology annotation, molecular function: nucleic acid binding. Lineage: Eukaryota; Viridiplantae; Streptophyta; Magnoliopsida; Solanales; Solanaceae.
AUGUCUAGGGGCAUAGAUUCUCCUCUAGUAGUGUGGGAUGAGUUCGUAGAGGCUUUCCUUGGCCAUUUACUACCUCCAGAGAUGAGACGAUCCAGAGUCGAUAAAUUUUUACAUCUGAGGCAGAAUGGCAGGAGCAUUCAGGAUUAUAGUCUCGAGUUCGAUUCAUUGGCCAUAUAUGCACCUGUUGUUAUAGUUGAUAUGACUGAUAGGAUGCAUCAAUAUGUGAUGUGGUUGGAUCGUUAUCUAGUUGAUAGUUGUAUGGUAAUGGCCUCCCAUCAAAAGAUGGAUAUUUCUUGGUUGCAGGCGUAUGCCCAGGGGAUGGAAGAUCAAUAUAGGGGCCAUCAGCCCGAUAGAGACUAUGAUAGAGGCCAUCAUAAGACAGCUAGUUCGCUGGUAGGAGAUACGAUAAUACCGGGUAUUCAGGAGCUGGUCAGAGCUCCAAGGCUUCAGCUUCACAGAUGCCUAGGGCUCCGAGUCAGCCGAGGCCACCUUUGCCUUAGUGCUCUUGGUGUGAUAAAGUAUCACCAGUACGAGGACCCUACCCUUGUACAUCAUAGGGAUGAAGCUCUUCAAAAGGAAGAGACCCCAUUUGAGAUUGCACCUGAUGGGGUACUAUGGUACAAAGGGUUAAUAAAGAUGUAUCAUAACCACAGAUGCUUGUACUGGUUGGAUGGCAUGAAGAAAGAUAUAGCAGAGUUUGUUGCUCAGUGUCUGAAUUGUCAACAGGUUAAGGUCGAACACCAGAAGCCUACAGGACUAUUACAAGAGAUGGAGGUUCCAAUCUGGAAGUGGGAGGUAAUUAAUAUGGACUUCAUCACAAGUUUAUCUCGCACUCUGCAAAAAUAUGAAUCUGUUUGGGUCAUCGUUGAUAAGCUGACAAAAUCCUCCCACUUUCUUUCGGUUAGGACUACAUAUUCAGAUAAGGAUUAUGACAGGUUGUACGUUAAGGAGAUAGUGAGACUUCACGGGGUUCCCACAACUAUUAUCUCUAAUAGAGGAGCCUAG